Messenger RNA from Desarmillaria tabescens, 1146 nucleotides. RefSeq lists its product as uncharacterized. The transcript is spliced from 5 exons. Gene Ontology annotation, molecular function: RNA-DNA hybrid ribonuclease activity; nucleic acid binding. Bases 1 to 933 code for a protein of 310 amino acids. The record is from RefSeq and is a predicted model, not a curated record. NCBI's taxonomy places the organism in Eukaryota, Fungi, Basidiomycota, Agaricomycetes, Agaricales, Physalacriaceae.
AUGAAUAUAGCAUGUAGAGUCCCAGGUCUUAAUCAAAGUUCAGAUACACUUUUUGAAUGGAUAAAAGGACAUGCAAACAAUAUUGGAAACAAUGAAGCAGAUAAAUUAGCAACAAUAGGACAACAAAGGAUAGAUAACCCUAAGAUAAAUCUACAAACACCUAUAUAUCUGAACCUUCAAGGUGCAAAACUAUCCUGUCUAACACAAGCAAUUGCAUAUAAAACAAUCUGCCAACAAAAAAUAACAAAAGAACCCCGAUAUGCUGCAAAUGACCUUAGCGGCCACCUACCAACAGAUAAACGUAUAUGGCUAUCAAUAAAAAAUAAAGACAUAACAAAAACCAUACAAAACUUCUUAUGGAAAAAUAUACACAAUGCAUACAAAUGUGGAAAAUACUGGGACAACAUCCCCAACUAUACAUAUCGAGCAACAUGCAUUAAAUGUACAGCAGAUGAGUCACUCGAACACAUUUUAAUAGAUUGCAGACAGAUUCCAACACAAGAUAUCAUCUGGAAACUAUGUGAACAACUAUGGGAAAAAACUGGAAACAAAUGGCCACAAAUCUCAUAUGGAAAAAUCCUUGCUUGCGGUCUUGCACAAUUUCGAAACAAAAACAACCAACCCCUACAUGGAAAAAACAGGUUAUACCAUAUUCUAAUAUCAGAAUCUGCUGCUCUAAUAUGGAGACUUCGCUGUGAAUGGAGAAUUAGCAAACAAGAUGAUGAAACAAAAUGGCACUCUAAAGUAGAAAUCCAUAACCGCUGGAAAAAUGGAAAACAUAAUCUAAACUCUAAAAUAGUACUCCACACAUGGAGUGGGUGUUUAGAAAAUGAAGAGAAGUUGCCUGACAAUUGGAUAAGGCAACCCAGGGUUUUAGUGGGUCAGGAUCGACAGUCUCAUGUGAGGCAUGACAACGAUGCUGUGAAAGGUUGAGCCAUGUCGACCAGGUGGUGUCGUGGUGGGUGAACCCACCGGCUCUUCGGGUAUGUUCGGGUAUGCGCCUAGCUAGAUUGGACAUCCCCGGAUUCUUGCCACGCCUGGCGCGCUCUGCUGAUGAGAUCACCGUUUGGUGAGGAGGUACGAUUUCGAGGGUGUUGGUUGAGGCCUGGUAUCGCCAGUCCUGUUGUAUAAUCUGGAUAACAAACA